UUUCUUUCACUAACGUGUAUAAGUACUUCAUUCCUUUUUUUAUUGCCAAAUAAUAUGCACGGACAUAGAAUAUUUUAUUUAUAAAGUCAUUGGUGCUGGGUAAGGUGUCAGAGCCCCGCAUCAAAGAGUGGUUGACUCGCCGCUUGCAAUGGCUCAUGCCUGUAAUCCCAGCACUUCGGGAGGCCGAGGAAGGUGGAUCACCCGAGGUCAGGAGUUCCAGUGUUCCAGACCAGCCUGGCCAACAUGGCGAAAACCUGUCUCUACUAAAAAUACAAAAAUUAGCCAGGUGUGGUGGUGCAUGGCUGUAAUCCCAGCUACUCGGGAGGCGGAGACAGGAGAGUCGCUUGAACCCGGGAGGUGGAGGUUGCAGUGGGCCGAGAUCGUGCCAUUGCACUCCAGCCUGGGCCACAAGAGUGAAACUCCGUCUCAAAAAAAAAAAAAAAAAAAAAAGUAGUUGACUCAUGGGUUGGUAGGAAGAAUUUACUGACAACAGUAUAGGUUUGAAAAAGGAAAGUUUUAUUAGAAAGAAAGAACGCGCCUUUCCAGCCCCCACCCAGACCUUACAGCUACCGAGAUGUUGAUGCCUAAGAAGAACUGGAUUGCCAUUUAUGAACUUCUUUUUAAGGAGGGAGUCAUGGUGGCCAAGAAGGAUGUCCACAUGCCUAAGCACCCGGAGCUGGCAGACAAGAAUGUGCCCAACCUUCGUGUCAUGAAGGCCAUGCCGUCUCUCAAGUCCCGAGGCUACGCGAAGGAACAGUUUGCCUGGAGACAUUUCUACUGGUACCUUACCAAUGAGGGUAUCCAGUAUCUCUGUGAUUACCUUCAUCUGCCCUCAGAGAUCGUGCCUGCCACCCUAUGCCGCAGCCAUCCAGAGACUGGCAGGCCUCGGCCUAAAAGUCUGGAGGGUGAGCCACCUGCAAAACUCACAAGAGGGGAAGCCAACAGAGAUACCUACAAACGGAGUGCUGUGCCCCCUGGUGCCAACAAGAAAGCCGAGGCUGGGGCUGGGUCAGCAACCGAAUUCCAGUUCAGAGACGGAUUUGGUUGUGGACGUGGUCAGCCACCUCACUAAAAUUGGAGAGGA
This is a messenger RNA of Symphalangus syndactylus (siamang), 1084 nucleotides long. RefSeq names its product small ribosomal subunit protein eS10-like. The record is from RefSeq and is a predicted model, not a curated record. Gene Ontology annotation, molecular function: RNA binding; structural constituent of ribosome. Lineage: Eukaryota; Metazoa; Chordata; Mammalia; Primates; Hylobatidae. Gene Ontology annotation, cellular component: cytosolic small ribosomal subunit.